UGUCCGCCUAAUCCAAGCGGCUGUUUAUUACACCUUCAUUACCGCACAGACUCGGACAGUGUCAGGCUCUAGUAACAGCCUGCAAGUGCCGCAUCGCCACAGAAGAAAAAUAGUUAAGAAAAAAGGGGGAAAGAAGCAUUAACAGCAAGGGGACAUAGCUCAGUGACAGACACAAACCAGUGCUCCUCCUAGGAUACAUAGGCAGGGAAACGCCACAAUAACCAACCAAAAGCUGCCAGAGGGUAGAGAAGAGCGUAGAAGGCAAUCCACAUCCAUCUGCCAGCCACUUAGUACGCGCUAACAUUUCCAGUCCGGAUUUCAGCGCAGCUGUCUAGCUAAUACAACCAGGAAAAUGUCUGCCCCAGCUGGAGCCCCUGCACCUGAAGGAGGGAAUCAGCCUCCCAACCUUACCAGCAACCGCCGUCUGCAGCAGACACAGGCACAGGUGGAUGAGGUGGUGGAUAUUAUGCGUGUAAACGUGGAUAAGGUUCUGGAGCGUGAUCAGAAGCUGUCAGAACUGGAUGAUAGGGCUGAUGCCCUGCAGGCUGGAGCCUCUCAGUUUGAGACCAGCGCUGCAAAACUGAAGAAUAAAUACUGGUGGAAGAAUGCCAAGAUGAUGAUUAUCCUGGGUGUGAUAUGCGUGAUUGUCCUCAUUGUCAUUAUUGUGUACUUCAGCACCUAAGAAGAGUUACUCCUACCCCAGUCUGAUCCCAGCUUCCUUGCUACAGAAAAAAAACAAAAAAAACCAAACAAAAAACAACCUCUAAUUGAUGACAAAAUUAACCACAGAUAAUUUAUUAUAUGUACGUAUAUCUCCCCAUUUAGCCUUGAUAUAACACCCCUAAACCCUUCAGGGCCCCAUGGCUCCCCCACUUCCACCACCUCGCCUCUGGACCCCUGUCAAUACUUGUCCUGUGAGUGUGUGGCCCUGUCUCCUUUCUGGGUACUCUUGGCUUUUCUAACCUGCCAUACUGAGAACCAAACACUUGUGACAAUGCAACAACAGAAAAGGAAACAACAAUUGGCGAUAAUUGUUACAUAACUGAUAUAUAUAUAGUUCUUUGUAGAGUUUUAUUCUGAUAUAUACUGUUUUGUAGGUGUGUGUGCGUGUGUGUGUGCAUUUUGUACUUUUUAUUUUUUUUUAUUAAUUUUACGUAUGCUUCAGCGUUAACUACUGCCUAUUAAUCGAAGUGUGUAACUUGCAUGUUCUCAUCACCUGUUGGUCCCCUGCUUGUUCUACAUCUUUUUGGUGUGCUUUUGCACAGUGGAGCUAGUCUCCAUGUAACUACUGGCAUACCAUUUGAUUUCCAUCUCUCUGCUUUACUCUUAUCCACCAAGACAGUUGAAAAUAAGCCCAGGAGAAAUACAACUUGAACUGAAAUACAUGCUUUCAAGUUAUAGAAAUCUGAGGUUUUCCACAAAUGGAACAAGCCUUAUAAAUUCCCCAGGCUUUUUCUGGUUCAGCUCUAGUUUGUUAUAACUUUACACUUUUAAAAGACAUUAAGUUUUAGCUUCUUGUAUGGUAUUGUAUUUUUGGGAGAGUUGAUGUUCACUGACACUGAUCAAACAUACAAAUAAUGCAUGACUUGUGAAGCUAAUCUCUGGUGAUCAUCACAGCCCUGUCCAUCUUUUCCUUUCAUUAACUGAGUGUGAUUCUCUUUUCUCUACCAUCUCAAGUGUCUUUAAUGCCCAAUUCGUCCUCUGUCUGUAGGCAUGCUUGGACACCUCAGUUUCCUCUGAUAAUUUAAACUGCCAUAGUAAAGUUGGACCAAUGUCUGUAGAUGUUUAUUUUUUAUUUGAAUAUUACGUAGUGUCUUAUUUCGAAAACAUUCCUUCAUUGCAGUCUAGUACAAAUGCUCUUACUGUAGCACAUGUAAAUGUAAGUACCUUAAAAAAAACAUGCAAUGAAACUUGUGUUAGUAACGUUGGUCAUGCAAAUCAUAGGAAAAAAUAGUUGUAAUAAAUAGCUGUAAGAGAACAUUUUUGGAUAAAUGGGAUCAGACUUUCAAUCCAAAUUCUUUCUUUUUUUUUUUUUUUUUGUAAAAUUAGUGAUGUUACCUUAAUAUUACACUUACAAACAGUAUACUGUGGAAAUACAUGUAUGUCAAAGCAGUCAUAUGGGCUUGGAAAUCAGUUCUAAUGCCAGGGGACUGAAUGGUUCUAUUGCAAAAGGUGAGGCUAUACUGGUCCAUUCCCUAUGUGGACACUGAAAAGCCUUAGUCCUCAGUUACUUUUGUUAGUUUUUGUAGUUUUCAGUCAAACUGACCCUCACACUUUAAGUUAGUGUCUGGGGAGUGGCUGACUGUGGAAAAAGGAUGUGUUAAAAAUGCACAAUCAACCUUGUUUUUGAUGGCGCUGUCUGGCUGCUUCACAGCCUGGCCAAAAGAAACGCUGGUGCAGCAAAAACUCUCAACAUGAAGAGCACAUUAAAAAAAAUAAUAACUAAAUGAGGACAUUUCAGCCUUACAGAUCCAGGAAUAAAGGACAAAGGUCUACACUUAAUUUACUUUGGGGCUGGUUGAGAAAUUUAUGGUCCAUUUAGGGACAAAAAACAUAAUAAAAAAUAAACUGUAGCAUUCCUAAGAAGACUAUUUUACUAGCGCAGUGAUUCUGUCUCAGUGUUUCUCCCUCUAGUUAAGGCCUUUUUUUCUUUUUUAAAUAUAAUAGAUUAUAUUUUUUAUUAUAGUAUAUUUUUGUGUGGAGCAGACAGGUAAAGAGGAGUUGUGCAAUCAGUGCCACUUGCUGCCAACAACAGUGAGCUCCUCUUUACCUCUGUCUGGUGUGUUUUUUGUAUUUCAGCUCUGUGCGUUAUACACUGCCAAGCAUUAAGGGAGAAGCUUCUUUUCUUAUUGCAGUUAUUUCAUUCAUUGGUGCCCACACUGGUGUGGUCUUCCCAUUUCUCUGAACAUUUUUUGGCAUGUUAACCUUUUGGCUAUGAAUGGAAGAGCAGGGCAAUACAAAGCACUUGGUUUUUCAAUUGUAAAAUGUACCAUCAAACUAAGGCCUUGAACACAUUAGCUUUUGAAGGCAUUUUUCUGAAAUUCUUUAAGGCCGCCAAAGGCAUUUAAAGGAAUUAAAACCACUUUACUUGCAACCACUAAGUUAUUUCUUGUGGUUGUGGUAAAUCAAAGCUCCUAAAUAGUUGUAGUUCAGCUAUUCAAUUAAAUCAGUUUAACUGAGAAAUUACAAGCUUUCUUUUGUAUUGAAUUAUAACCAGGUUGCUGUUUGGCAAAUAAUUUAUUGCCGUUGAUAAAAAAAAAAAAAAAAUCUAAAAUGCAUGAACUGAACUUUAAAUCUUAAAGCAGGAGCUAGAAUAUUUCAAAAUGUAUGGAAAGCCUUUGUAGCCUUGUCUCUUUAUCUUUCCCACCAGCAGAGUAGACAAACCUGUCCCCUUUUGCUCAACUCAACUCUCUAAUUCAAAUUCCUACUGUGUGUGAGCAAGUACUUCAGUGUGUGUGUGUGUGUGUGUGUGUGUGUGUUAGAAUAGCUCUGUCUUGGGAAUAUCCCCAGUUUAUCCUGACAGAUUAGGCCGCUUAAAUCUCAGAGUGAGGGCACGUUGUUUCCUUGACCAUUGAAGUACACAAGCAGAGAGGUUGCAGAUCUGUCAGCCAGCCCUAUUAGAAAAGAGCCCAAUCCUAACAAAAACAUGCAUCCUUGCUCCCCAGAUGUCUUUUUCUCCAACACAGAGCAAAAAUAAACAGCAGACAAUUACCAAAGACCAGAUUUCGUGCUUACGCUGCCAAUUGCCAUCAAAAACAAGUGAAGAGAAACCUGCUAUUUAAACUGUAUGAGCCUGUUUCAAAUAGCUUAUACCCUUCCCCUAUCUUUAGGAUCCUUAAGCUAUCACACAAUAUAUUAUAAUUUAUAUAUGGUGUGUCAGUUUGGCUUGUGAGUGUGCCAUCCUAACAUAUGCAAGUUAAACCAAAACAUGAGGGCCACAUGUUUCAGAUCUCAAACACAGUCUCCCCUUAUCAUGUGUAUCCAGGUCUGAGGAGCUUCUUUAAUCUGUACCAAGUUUGUAGACACAUGAUCCUGUAACUAUUUAUAGCACAAGUCUUCUUGUUUUCUUUUUGGUGUCUCCAUUGUGUUGAAAAGCUGUGUGAAUUAACUAUAGCUAUCAGACAAAACCAAGAAAAAUGUUAUAGAAUUCUGCAUUGUUUGGUGUUGUAAUAGGGGGUGUUUUGGGGGGUAAGGGGUCCUAUAUCCUCAGGUUUAAGGCAUUUGCAAUUUACCAUUAUAUAUAUAUAUAUAUAUAUAUAUA
Melanotaenia boesemani (Boeseman's rainbowfish) is the source of this 4261-nucleotide messenger RNA. It is a transcript of the gene vamp2, whose product is annotated as vesicle-associated membrane protein 2. The transcript has 5 exons. Gene Ontology annotation, molecular function: syntaxin-1 binding; SNAP receptor activity. Gene Ontology annotation, cellular component: plasma membrane; SNARE complex. The record is from RefSeq and is a predicted model, not a curated record. NCBI's taxonomy places the organism in Eukaryota, Metazoa, Chordata, Actinopteri, Atheriniformes, Melanotaeniidae. Gene Ontology annotation, biological process: vesicle-mediated transport; vesicle fusion; SNARE complex assembly. Bases 353 to 682 code for a protein of 109 amino acids.